CAAAAAGCACUCACUGAAAAAGACUAUAAUCGCAUAUUAAAUUUUGUUGUUUUGAUUCCUCCGGAACAUCGACCAGAUUAACUUUGCGUCGAUUUCAUUCAACUGCAUUUGUUACAUCGGCAUGUCUUUUGAACCAUGCACCGAACCCAUGCUGGCCACAGGAGGAUACGAUCACACAAUCAAGCUAUGGCAACCGUAUUCUGGAUUUUGUUAUCGCACCCUUCAGCAUGCAGAUUCGCAAGUAAACGCUCUGGACAUCAAUCCUAAUGGGACGAUCUUGGCUGCUGGUGGUUACCAGCAUAUUCGUUUGUAUGAUAUGAAUUUCAGCUACCCGGUGGUCAAUUUUGAAUGUGUGCUUAAGAACGUAACCCGUGUCGGGUUUCAAGAGGAUGGCAAGUGGAUGUUCACCGGUGGAGAGGACUGCCGCGUUCGUAUUUGGGACAUGAGCUCGCAGAGCCCCGCUUGUAAGCGGAUGUUUGACUGCUUGACCCCGGUCAAUGCCGUCUGUCUUCAUCCAAACCAGGUUGAACUGGCCAUCGGCAGCCAAGGUGGCAGUGUUUACCUGUGGGAUGUGAAAUCUGACGUCCACGAACAGUUGAUUCCGGAAGUUGAAUCAUCCAUUCAAGAUAUCGCAAUCAGCCCGAACGGAGCGUAUAUGGCCGCGGUCAAUAAUAAGGGAAACUGUUACAUUUGGAGUUUGUCCAAUAGCGCCAACAGCGAAACACAGCUGACUCAGACCGAUCCAAAGCUUCGGAUAGAGGCACACAAAAAGUAUGCCCUUCGAUGUCGAUUUAGUCCCGAUUCAAAUUUACUGGUGACUUGCUCCGGUGACGGGACAGCUAAGAUAUAUCGAACAGACACGUUCCAGCUGCACGCGGAAUUGAAGGUAGAGAAAUGUUGGAUGUGGGACGCGGUGUUCAGUAACGAUUCCAAGUAUCUGUUUACUGCCUCAUCGGAUGGACGAGCGCGGUUAUGGAAGAUUGAGACGAAAUCGGUCGAAAGGGAAUACCACGCUCAUUUAAAGGCGAUCACUGCUCUGGCCUUCAGAGAUGGAACGGCCAAAGGGUAAAGUGUAUAAUAGAAAUAAAAAGUCGAUUCAAACCACCUAACGCUUUUACAAAUGUUUGUAUGUUUAUGCCAUCUUGAGAGUAAAGUUCGAA
This is a messenger RNA of Topomyia yanbarensis, 1160 nucleotides long. It is a transcript of the gene Lst8, whose product is annotated as protein LST8 homolog. Gene Ontology annotation, cellular component: TORC1 complex; TORC2 complex. NCBI's taxonomy places the organism in Eukaryota, Metazoa, Arthropoda, Insecta, Diptera, Culicidae. The record is from RefSeq and is a predicted model, not a curated record. Gene Ontology annotation, biological process: TOR signaling; regulation of actin cytoskeleton organization. The transcript has 3 exons. Gene Ontology annotation, molecular function: protein binding. Bases 122 to 1069 code for a protein of 315 amino acids.